CGCAGUGGACACGUCCACCAUGGCGCUGUCAAAUGUCCUGGAAACUCCGGCUGCUGGAUUUAAUUUUGACAACGCAGCAAGGAACGCGGCAUUAGAGGGUCUUUUUGACGGAGGACAAACACCCAAACCCCUGAAAACAGGCACCACUAUAGCAGGACUGGUGUUCAAGGAUGGAGUGGUGCUGGGAGCCGACACAAGAGCCACCUCAAGUGAAGUUGUUGCUGACAAGAUGUGCGCCAAGAUUCAUUACAUUUCUCCUAAUAUAUAUUGUUGUGGAGCAGGAACAGCAGCAGACACAAAGAAAACCACAGAGAUACUUUCAUCCAACCUCACCAUUUUCUCAAUGAACAGUGGGAGAAACCCUCGUGUUGUGAUGGCUGUAAACAUUCUGCAGGACAUGCUGUACAGGUAUCACGGUCAGAUUGGUGCCAGUCUGAUCCUGGGGGGAGUGGACUGUACUGGGAGUCACCUGUACACAGUGGAGCCGUACGGAGAUGUAGAUAAGGUGCCAUACCUGGCAUUGGGUUCUGGUGAUCUGGCUGCUCUUGGGAUUUUAGAGGACGGCUUCAAACAUGAUCUUGAGCUGGAGGAAGCUAAAGAGUUGGUUCGAGCUUCGAUCCACGCCGGCAUCAUGAGUGACCUCGGCUCAGGAAACAACAUCGACAUCUGUGUCAUCACCAAACAGGGAGUGGACUACAUCAGACCCUACCAGGAGUCAGAAUACAAAGAUGAAAGGAAAAUGAAAUAUAAAUAUCGUCCAGGAACUACAGCAGUUCUGACAGAGAAAGUUGUUCCCUUGAAAUUGGAAGUUGUUCAGGAAACGGUGCAAAGGAUGGAGACAGCCUGAUAUAUACGUAAUACAUAAAUACAAAACACCAAAAUCCUUGUCAGACAUUAUUUUAUUAACAAUCUUAAAUUUUUGAUAUCAUCUUUACUGGAAUGUAGAAAAUUCAAAGACUGUUAUCCUGCAGGGGUUAUCCAUGAUCACAAACACUGAAUAAAA
Messenger RNA from Austrofundulus limnaeus, 1003 nucleotides. RefSeq names its product proteasome 20S subunit beta 13a (gene psmb13a). The record is from RefSeq and is a predicted model, not a curated record. NCBI's taxonomy places the organism in Eukaryota, Metazoa, Chordata, Actinopteri, Cyprinodontiformes, Rivulidae. The transcript has 8 exons. Gene Ontology annotation, cellular component: cytoplasm; proteasome core complex. Gene Ontology annotation, molecular function: threonine-type endopeptidase activity. Bases 20 to 847 code for a protein of 275 amino acids.